AUGAGUGUUUCAGACGCCGGCUUCAACUCCAGCGACCUGAACCUUGGCGCCGCCUUCGGAGAUCUCGACACCCCGCUGGGCUUUGCAGACCAGGCAUGCAAGGAGUGCCGCCGCCGCAAGUCCAAGUGCAACAAGGCCAUACCGACAUGCAACCUCUGCGUCAAAUACCGGAGACACUGUCUGUAUGAGAAGCACUCGCGCACUCCCUUAACCAGAAAGUGGGUCUUCCGUCUUCCCUUCCAGAGGGCGGAGCACCUUGUGCGCCAGAUGCGCGCGGUGCUGCCGCCUCACCUGCUGCCCCGGAAGAAUGCCUCUCCUGGUCAGGGGGCCAGGCCCUCGUCAAGUGACCCGUCCUUUGACUUCAGCAAGAUUGAUCAGCCCGGCUCAUCUUCCCACUCCUCGGACAACGCCGAAGGACAGGCCCACAUAAAGCCCGAUCCCUCCGAUGAUGCGCCCUUUGAUGCUGAGCCCACUCCUGGCUCGACUGCAACGCCCGCUCCGCCGGUCGUAGAUGUGAAGCCCCCCGGCGACCACGGGCCCCAGAGGGAGCCCGGCCGCCUUGCACCUCACCGUGUGCCUCAGAGAGGCAUGUCCACCAUCCUGGAGAGCCCGCCGGCGACUGAUGACUUCGAAUGGGACGAGCAGGACAACAUGGUGAAUGCUGCGUUCUCCCCUGAUAUGAAUGAUGACGACGCGGCCCUGGAUGGUAUGGCCUCGCUCACGGUGAGCGAGAAGGAGGGCGGCUAUCUCGGCGUCGCUUCAGGGGCUGCUUUCAUACGGCUGCUGGAGCCCAGUAUGAGGAGGAGGACCAUCCAGACGAGGUCACGCCCAUCAAUGACCUCGUACCCGUCCUUGACCAUGCAACCGAACCCGAACCGACAAAUCGCCGAUAUCAUGAUUGACGCCUAUUUCAAACUCUUUCACCUCAACUACCCCAUCAUCCACGAGCCGACCUUCCGGGCUCAAUUCUCCGAGAUCAUACCACGACCACACGGAGACCCCUGGCUCGUCCUCGCCUACGUUGUCGCAGCCAUCGGUGUUUGGAGCUCCGCGAAGACUUCGGACAACCUCGACCUCACUCUUUUUGCGCAGGCCAGGUCCAUCCUGUCGUUCAACUUCCUGGAGCUCGGCAACUUGACUCUGGUCCAGGCACUGACUCUGACCUCAAAUUACCAGCAGAAGCGGGACCGGCCAAAUUCUGCAUACAACUACCUAGGACUGGCCGUGAGGAUGGCAAUGGGCUUGGGUCUGCACAAGGAAUUCCAGGGAUGGAACAUUUCGCCAUUGAACAUGGAGAUUCGCCGUCGCGUCUGGUGGUCUCUGUGUGUUUUCGACUGUGGUGCCACUAUCACUUUCAGCAGACCGCUUACAUGGCCCUUUGACGGUGUAGAGGUGUCUCUGCCAAGAAAUGUUCACGACAGAGAGCUAACCCCAAAUUCACUCAACUAUCCUCCCGAGACGGACGACAUCACGCCUUACACCGCAGUACGAACACAAGCAGCCUUCCAUCUCGGCACCAAUUUCAUCUACACAAGAGUCAUCGGCAAGCCCCUACCGAGCGCUGAAGAGCUUGUGGAGCUUGACAAGGAGCGUAUCGAGCCUUGGCUCAAGAGUGUUCCUCCUUACUUUGCCGAAUCCGCCAAAGUUCCGCCCAAGUACACCUUUGCCCACGUCACCAUCAGCUGGCGCUACCGAAACUUCCGAAUCAUCAUGUACAGGCCGUUUGUCAUUCGAAAGGCUUUCCGAGCUCGAGAUGGCCGAAACCUGGAUGAGACCCCCGCGAGCCUGCACGCGUAUAACACCUGCCUGGCCGAUGCCAAAUACUCCAUCCAGUCCAUCAGUAACUACUGGGUUAACUGUGAACAGGGCCGCAUGGCAGCAUGGUAUGCCUUGUACUUCAUCUUUCAAGCAGCCCUGAUCCCCUGCAUAUGCCUCCGCAAUCUACCCCUGUCCGACCAGGCCGCCGACUGGCGCCAGCAAAUCACCAUGACCCUGCAAAUCAUCGCCGGCCUCGCGCCCUUCAACGCCAGCGCGCAGCGGUGCUACGGCGUCAUCGCCGAGCUGUGUGGGCGAUACCUGGACCACGUGCCGCCGCCUUUCCCGCAGGCAUCGCCCAGCCCGAACGCUGCCAUGCCCUCCAUGGGCGGUACACCGUCCAACGGCCACAACAUGGCAGCUCACGCGGGCAACAACAACAGCGGUCACCACCACAGCGGAAGCCGCCAGAUGCAUCAGCAGCAACAACAGCAACAGCAACAGCAGCAAGACCCGUACCAGCAGCACAUGGACGAGAUGAUGCUCCCCAUUGACGAGAGCCCCCAGACGCAGAUGAACAGUGUGUACCCUAUGAUGUGGCCUAACGUGCCAGCGUUCGAGGCGGCGGACCAGUUUAUGGACGAUGCGUGGAUGGAUUUCCUGGGAGCCGAGGGCGGAGCGACGCCGGAACGUGGCUGGUACGGGCACUGA
Molecule: messenger RNA, 2466 nt
Organism: Diaporthe citri
Lineage: Eukaryota; Fungi; Ascomycota; Sordariomycetes; Diaporthales; Diaporthaceae
Exons: 4
Coding region: 1-2466 (821 amino acids)
Biological process (GO): positive regulation of transcription from RNA polymerase II promoter by galactose; DNA-templated transcription
Cellular component (GO): nucleus
Molecular function (GO): DNA-binding transcription factor activity, RNA polymerase II-specific; zinc ion binding; RNA polymerase II cis-regulatory region sequence-specific DNA binding
Source: RefSeq, a predicted model, not a curated record